AUGCGCCAAGAGGCGCAGCAGAGGCUAGCCGUGCAGAACCCGCUCUUGUACAGGCAGCAGAUCGCCGCCCAGCAGCUCCUUCACCAACAGGAGCGGCAGAACGCGCACCACGAGGCGACCGUCGCGGCCGCCGCCGCCGCCGCCCGUUCCAGGCAGACAGGAGCAGCGGGGGGGGCGACCAGAGGGGGGGUCGACGUGGGAGCUGGGGCCGGCGCUGGACCAGGGUCGUCGUGGCACCACCAGCACCAGCACCAUGCGCACCAGCUGAGGGCCGAAGCCGAGAUCGCCGCGGCUGCCGAAGCGGAGCUCAAGCGGCAGGACGAGGAAGAAGGCUUCGAUGACGCGGUGGACGACGUCUCUUACACGGUGUACCGUCCCAAGAAGCUCGACAUCGGGAUCCCACACCCUGAUCCGGUGGUGGAGAACACGUCCAUGGCCGCCGUAGACCCGCCCGAGCUGUGGUACAACCUCAAGCUGCAGGAGCUAGAGGGAGAGAGUGAUGUCGUCAAGUCGGGGAAGCUCUCGGCGCUGCAGCUGGAGGCCAUCGCGUACGCGUGUCAGGCUCACGAGACUCGACUCCCGGACGGCAGUCGCGCAGGCUUCUUCAUCGGAGACGGGGCGGGGGUGGGCAAGGGCCGGCAGCUGGCGGGUAUCAUGCUCGAGAACUUUCUCCACGGGAGGCGGAAGCACGUCUGGAUCAGCGUGGGCAAUGACCUAGCGUUCGACGCCCGCCGGGACCUGGAUGACUUGGGCUGCGGAAAACCGGACGGAGACGACGACGACAACAGCAGCGAGGAAGGGGAGGAGGACGAAGUCGACUCGGACGAAUCAUCGGAGGAGGAAGAGGAGGAGGAGGAGGAAGUGGAGGAGGGGGAGGGGGAGAAGAAGAGGAGCGGGGGGGGUGCGGGGCGGCAGUGUAAGGUGCCGUCGUCAUCUUCCGGGAGGGUGCGGCGCGGAGCCGCUGUGGCUGCCGACGCGAAGCUUGGCAACAAGAACAGCGAGAAGCCGAAGAAGAAGAGCGGCGGAGAGAAGAAAGCCGGGGGGAAGGAGAAGGCGGGGAGCGGCGGUGGGGGGGGUGGCGUGUUCAUCGAGAGCUUUCAGCAGAACAAGCACGCCUACGGGACGAUCAGGGACGGGGACGGGGUGAUGUUCCUGACGUACAGCUCGCUGAUCGCGGCCAACCGGGAUGGAAAGUCUCGCCUGAAGCAGCUGCUCAAGUGGUGCGGCGGACAGGACUUCGACGGCUGCAUCUUGUUGGACGAGUGCCAUCGAGCCAAGAACCUCUACGCCGCCGGAGGCGGCGCUGCCACUAAGGCAGGAGCAGCGGUGGUGGAGCUGCAGGCCAAGCUGCCAAACGCGAGGAUCGUGUACUGCUCUGCCACCGGCGCCUCGGAGCCCCGCAACCUGGGCUACAUGACCCGCCUCGGGCUGUGGGGCGCGAUCGGUAGCCCCUUCCCGGGCGGUUUCAAGGACUUCCUGACUCCCGUCGACGGAAGGGGCGUGGGCGCGAUGGAGCUCGUGGCGAUGCACCUCAAGCAGAGGGGGUCGUUCGUGUGUCGCACCCUCUCCUUCAGCGGUUGCCCCUUCGAGCUCGUCACCGACGUCCUCGGCGAGGAGAUGGAGGAGACGUACAACGAGGCCGCGGCGUUCUGGCAGGAGCUCAAGAGGGAGCUGGCGCGGGCCCAGGCGGAGAAGGCGUCCUUCCUCAGCACGCCGGGCAUCCUGGAGGAGGACCUGGACCUGUCGUCUGAGGAGGAGGAGGAGGAGGACCCCCUCGGCGAGCUGGACGGGAUGAUGGACGACUCGGACACCGAGUCUGCGGCCGCCCGGCGUCGGCACCGGUCGCUCAAGGGGGGAUUCGUGUGGCGGUACUUCUGGGGGUCUCACCAGCGGUUCUUCCGAGACCUGUGCAUCGCGUCCAAAGUGCCCGCCACCAUCGAGCAGGCACAGCAGGCCCUGGACAACGACAAGUGCGUGGUGAUCGGCCUGCAGAGCACGGGUGAGGCGAGCACAGAGGCAGCGAUGAAGUCGCGCGGGGGCGGCGGCGGCGGCGCGGGGGCGGGGGCGGGGGAUGGCGAGGACGGCGGCGGCGGAGGCGCCUCUGCGGCGCCGGCGGCGGCAACUGCGGCCGAGACGACUUCCACCGACUACAUCUCGGCCCCCCAGCAGACCCUGAUGCGUGUGAUCGAGCGUUGUUUCCCGCUCCCGCCGAGACCGAGGGCCAUGAAAAUGCAGGACAAAGAGGAUUUCCGAGCAGAAAAGAGCCUGCCUUUGGUGCUGGAGUCCGACAUGGCGGACAUGUUAAUGAGGUACGACUCAGCGGCGGCGAGCACCAUGGUCAACAGAGACGAAGACCGAAGAGUCACGCCAGAGGAGGCGACGAGGGUGUGGCUCAACGAGGUCGGUCUUGAGCUGCCCGGGAAGUUCACGACCGACUCCGCGAGGAUGAAGAAGAUUAGAAAGCUCACGGACGUGGGCCGCUUCCUCAACCGACUGCUGGGGCUCGAGCUCGCGAGACAGACGUACCUCUUCCAGCUCUUCUCGGACACGCUGGACUCGCUCGUGAUGAAGUCGAGGUCGGA
Molecule: messenger RNA, 2582 nt
Organism: Ectocarpus siliculosus
Lineage: Eukaryota; Phaeophyceae; Ectocarpales; Ectocarpaceae
Source: the annotation of a GenBank genome assembly